CAGUGCGAUUACAACUUAUGUGUUUAAACCUCCUCGCAGCAGCUACUUCCGGUGUUGACAUCAGGAUCCUGCACUGUGACAAUGGAAGCUAUUUUGUUUGCUGUUCUGUAACGUCACAUGUAUGAAGAAACAAGCCGAUCAUUGGAGCAAGAGGAAUCCUUUCUACCAGGAUUAGCAGAAAAUAUCUAACAAUGCCGAUGACUAGGGAAAGCUCAAAAUAUUCAAAUGGAAAGAAUCCUUUUGAUUAUGACGAUAUUGCAAUUUACUUCACCAAAGAGGAAUGGGAUUGUUUAAAAGAAGAAGACAGAAAAUUAUACAAAGAGGUGAUGAUGGAGAAUUACCAGACACUCCAAAUCCUUGGUUAUGCCAAUAUGAAGCCGGUGGUCAUAUCUCACAUUGAGCAAGGAGAGGAACCGUGCAUUAAAGAUUACCCUACCCCUGAUGAAAAUCUGUUUGGGUUGAACUCCGGAAUAGCAGAUUCCUCCAAAGCAAGCAAGCGCGGAACAGCACAAUCAGGAAGAGCGGUUAGGUUUACAUUUGAGGAGAAUACAGCACUGGUCACAAAAGUCAUCAAGUAUUACAAUUCAAUUACUGGUGUGUCGGCUUCUAAAAUCUCCUCCUCCAAGAAGAAGGCCAUUUGGAAGAUCAUUGUUGAUGCUGUUAAUGCAGUCGGAGGGCAUGGGCGUUCCAUGAAAGUCUGUAAGAAGAGGUACCAUGACAUUAAGAGACAUCUGAAGAGGAAGUUGUCCAGAGCUUCAAAACAAACCCGUGUAAUCGGUGGUGAGGAGCAUGACGCAGACUUGAACCCAUAUGAAGAGGAACUGAGACAGGUUCUGGGAUCUGAGAUUAUUCUUUGUGUCAAUGGAGAUGUGGAUACAGACCGAUUGCAUGCACUGAAACAACGAAGAAGAUGUGCCUACCAGAGAGCACUGGCUUCUUGGCCUACGGAAACAUCGGAAGACUCUUCUGAUUCACUCUCACUACAGAGGUCAAAUUCUUUACAACAACUGGACACGUCGUUAUCUUCUGAUGGAUCUGAUUUAUCACAGGACCUCUUAGUAGAAUUUGAGUACAACAAAGUGCAUGUUGCUGACAAGCCUGCUGAAUUUACACAAUCUUCCCUACAGCAAGAAGUCCCACUAUGCCAUAACUAUGUUACAGUUUGGGCUCCAGAAAACUCUGAAGAGGCAUUAGAUUCAUUUAAUCUAGAGUCGUCGGAUCGCUUCCAGCAGCUGGAUCUGCCAUCAACAUCCGAAGGCUCUGAUUUGUCAUUGGACCUCUUGACAGACUUCGAUGCUGACAGAUUGCCAGCCGAUGGCAAACCUGCUUCCUGGUCUGGAAAUUCAAUCAAACAAGAGGACCAAGAAGAAAUGAUUAUGCAUUUUGUAGACACAUCCUGCUCACAGAGUGCAUUCUCCACCGUACCGCAGUUACCUAACAUUCACGUUCUCGGAGAUGAGAGAGUCCCUGCGGCGGUUCUUCUAGACAAAUCUGUAGAGCAAAUCCAGCAAAUUGUGGAGCAGAUUUCCUCUCACCGGGAUUUGCCCUCAGUACGUCACAAUGAUUAUAUCAGAGCUUUAAAUGAUCUGAGACGGGAAAUUCAAGUCUUUAAUAACGAUCGAGAAAUACUGGAAACAAGACUUUUCCGCAGCCAGCUUUUGCAGUUGAAAAGAGAGAGAUUGGCCUUACAGAGGGAAAGAUUAGAGUAUCUGAAACGCAACCCAUGUCAGCAAAUUGAAACCUCAAGUGAAGAGGAAUGAAUGUUUUUCCACUUGAAUAUAGAAAUAGCAUUCAAGAGGCAACUCACAUACACUUCAUAUGAAAGGAGUGACGAUCAUUGAUACAUUUAUAGAAGUCAUCAUAAUAAUAAUCACAUUAUUACACUGCAUAUUUAAGUAAAUCAUGUGUCAGUCUGUGAUUGCCCUGCACUAUCCUUAAAAAAAAUAAAAUAAAA
This is a messenger RNA of Pelobates fuscus (common spadefoot toad), 1954 nucleotides long. RefSeq lists its product as uncharacterized. Lineage: Eukaryota; Metazoa; Chordata; Amphibia; Anura; Pelobatidae. The record is from RefSeq and is a predicted model, not a curated record. The coding region runs from base 192 to 1760 and encodes 522 amino acids. The transcript has 10 exons. Gene Ontology annotation, biological process: regulation of DNA-templated transcription.